AUGAACGAAGACAGGGAAUUUCAAAAGAAUGUAUAAGUAGCUGUAGAUUCUGUAUCAAUUUAUAUGGAUUUUAGUAUUUGGGGAAGAGAGAUAAGCAGUCAUAAAUGGUUGAAUAGAUUUAGAAUGUUAUCGAAAGGGAAUAAUUGAUUGAUUAAGUCCAAAAAUUACUUGUGGAAUUGAUAACCAAAAUGACAGAGCGUUUUAUAUCUAAUGUAUAGACAACUAAUAUAGUUAUAAUAGAUGAAGAAUCAAGUUGAAAAUGAGAUUUUGAAAUUGAGACAAACAAUAAGGUCAACACAUUAGAGAACGUAUUCUGCAGUAGACAAAGAGAAAGUGGAAGAUUUAGUACAAAGAACCCUGAGUAAGCACGAUGUUUAGAUUAAUAUGUUAUUGGAGCAUCAGUAAGUGUAUUUUUUUCAAUUUUUAGAGCUUAAUUGAAAUAAUUGAGAUCAGAACCAAUUAAUGAGAGUAUUUUAUUUAAUAUCAAUUUAAGUAAGAGUGGGAAAUAAGUAUUAAAAAGGAUUAGGAAACAUUGAAAUAAGAGAUAGAUGAGUAACUAAAAUCAUUCUAGCGAAACUAUAAUUGUACUUAUCUCACUUAUGUGAAUUAGAAAAAUAAUAAACAAUAAUGCAAAUUUUAAAUGAUUUAGUUGUAAAGAUAGAGAAAAUAGAAUUGUAAUAGUAACAAUAAUAAUCGCGAUUGUCAAUAGUUGGUUCGGAUAAGAAGUAAAAGUGAG
Paramecium octaurelia is the source of this 736-nucleotide messenger RNA. The record is from the annotation of a GenBank genome assembly. Lineage: Eukaryota; Ciliophora; Oligohymenophorea; Peniculida; Parameciidae.